AUGAGCGAUUCGGGCUCGAUACAUUUCGGCCCUGAGGGGCGAGCCGAUCAGAGCGACGAAUGUCAACGUCCUCAACCACCUCGACACUCACCUUCGAUCGCAUCAGAAGCGCCAGCAUCGCGCCCUUCCAAUAUGGUGCAACAGCCUUCACAAGCUUCGAGCGCCAAUGCUUCAGCGACAAACGCCUCGUUGUCAUCUCAGUCGAGCCUGCCGCCACCGUCGUUACAAUCACGUGCAGGGGCUCCGACAAUACCGUCCAGUUCUGCUCCGCAGGCUGUGAGAGGAUACCAGACCAUCACAUCCGCCGAGCCUGCGCCCAAGCGUCCGCUGUGGAGUCUGGGAAGCACUCUGCCUCGGGUGAAGCGGCUGCCCUCGGCAAAACAGAAGCCUGCACAAGCUGUUCCACCGCCUCAACUGGGUCGACUGACACACGGAACCCGGUCUACUACGACAGACUCUCUGGGAGGACCAAACGAGACUGUUCAUGGACGCGAUUUCGCACGCGACACCGAGACUGAAUACGAUGCUAGUGGCGAAGCCGGCACACAUCCGCUGCAACUGACUGUCAGCCCUACAACCUCCACCAAUACAGGCGCGGGCGAGCUACCUCCGAUUCGAGAGGGGGAGCCGCUACCGACGACAGGCGUCCCCGAUCGUGUGGGCCAACCGGCGUUGACGCAGACCCGACCACUGUUCGAGUCGUCCUAUAGCAGUCCGACGGCCGCCGAAACUUCAAGAGCUCCUAUCGCUCGGGAUGAAGACCUCAGACCACGUGGAAAACAGCCUAGCGAGUCCGUGACAGACAAAGCCUCGGAAUCUCAACUACGGCUAUCAACCGCUCGACAGCAGCUUCUGCAUGAAGCUCAACACGCCGAAGCUUCCUCUGCUUCCCAAGGCAGCGCUAUCGACGACGAUAUAAGCUCUCACCAAUCGCCGACCGCUCAAGGAGGCGGGCUGCCCACCUUUCCCUCGCCAAAGCACAUCAAAACUUCGUCCAUGCCUUUCCUCCCAUCUCAAGGGUUCAACGUCCUCGUAUCCGAGCCGAGCCACAAGGGCGCCAGUCAGCUCCACACUGAAGUCGAAGAGAGAAAGAGAUCCAAAGAGGAAUCACACAAAUCGGCGAUGGAUCAAACUCGGCAUCCAGGGCUCUCUGGUGCUAGACCUACGCCAAAGGGUAGGGCUGCAGGUGGGCCUGCUGCUGGCGUGGGAGUCAGGAAGCCGAGUACGCAGAGCAGAAAAGCUAGCCAUAACGAAGAGCGUGGAGGUGCAGGAUACUUUGAUGAGGGCAGGGAACUGGACGAGAUGCGAGGAUUGGAGAGGAAGCCCUCGACGACUGAUGGCAAGGAUAGUCUGCAUGGUGGACGAAGCUCUGGAGAGGAUCGUAUGGAGCCUAGACCAGUGGGAGGGAGGAGCGAGAGUGAAGGAGGCUCGAGUGUUCGUGAUACUAGGAGUGGGUGGCUGGCAAAGAGCAUGCCCUCUCAAGCUGAAAGACAUGCUGGGAAAGAUGGACCGGGUGAGGCGGGCGCGAAUCAGACGAACCAGGAACCUGUUCAAGCGGGGAUGGCAAGCGAAGCGGCGGGUCGAAGCAGCGACGACACUGCAUUCUCGUCAAGCGAGACAGACACGCACGGUGCAGCAAGUCGAGACGGACAGCCUUUUGAGAGCGAGGAAAACCAGGAUGCGCUUUUCCUAGACGACGAGAACUGGCUGGGCGGCCAAGGUACGCUGCCAGACGGCAGUCUAGCGUUUCCCACCACGUGGUCAAGGUGGCGAUAUCACGGUCGCGAGUUCCUGGCAGAAUUGCUGGCGACGAUGCUGCUCAUCACGGUAGGAACAGCCGUCGACUGUCAGGUGACGCUAUCGCAGUCGAUGGGAUCGAGCGCAGGAGCCUAUCCGAACCAGAACUGGGCGUGGGGACUGGCGGUUGCCAGUACGAUCUAUCUGAGUGGUGGACGCAGCGGUGCGCACUGCAACCCUGCGAUCACGAUGGCGCUCGCCGUUUUCCGAGGGUUCCCGUGGAUCCAAGUGCCCAUCUACUGGAGCGCUCAACUGCUAGGCUCGAUCUUGGGAGCCGCCAUCACGUACGGUAUCUACCUACCGGCGAUUGACCACUACGAGGGCGGACGCGCCAUCCGCACGCUUUCCGGUGACCACGGAACGGGCAAGCUGUUCGUCACUGUGCCGCAACUCGUCUUCACCUCGGCAUCCGGGUUCGGGACCGAAGUGGCGGCGACGAGCAUCCUGAUGGCCAUGGUGUUGGCGGUGGGUGACGAGACGAACGCACCACCUUCGGACGGUCUCUCUGCGCUGGUGUUGGGUUUCGUGGUGGUGAUGAUCGGAAUGUCGUUCGGAUGGCCUACGAGCUACGCGAUCUCUCCGAGUCGAGAUCUGGGACCUAGACUGUUCUUGUACAUGGUUGGAUAUGGAAAAGAGCUUUGGACUCACAACGACUACUGGUGGAUCUACGGUCCACAAGCGGGCUGUUUUGCAGGUGCGCUGUUCGGGGCUCUACUGUACGAUCUGGCCGUUUUCACAGGUGAAGAGUCGCCGAUCAACUAUACGAGGAAGGGGUGGAUGCAGUCGACACCGGCUCGGAUCGGAGCGAGGAUGCUCAAUUCUGGAGAGAGGAUGCAUUUCAUGCGAAAUCCGGUACGGCGUUCCAAGCAAGGAACGAACGCGGGCGGUGACCAUGCCCUUGAGGCCGAAACGGGAGCAGAAACGGAUCGAGCCAAUAUAGACGGUGUAGAUGAGGGAGAGAAGGCAGACUUGAGGAGCAGCGAUGGGUUGAGAAGGCGGCAGAGCCAGGCAUCGCAGCAGCUGGAUGAGCAGGAGCAAGGGCGCUCUCAACCGGGCUCGGAUCAAGAUAUGUAG
Messenger RNA from Pseudozyma hubeiensis SY62, 2871 nucleotides. RefSeq lists its product as hypothetical. Gene Ontology annotation, molecular function: glycerol channel activity; water channel activity. The transcript has a single exon. The record is from RefSeq and is a predicted model, not a curated record. Gene Ontology annotation, biological process: glycerol transmembrane transport; water transport. NCBI's taxonomy places the organism in Eukaryota, Fungi, Basidiomycota, Ustilaginomycetes, Ustilaginales, Ustilaginaceae. The coding region runs from base 1 to 2871 and encodes 956 amino acids. Gene Ontology annotation, cellular component: plasma membrane.